AUGGGUUUUCUUUUUACGCGAUUAACUCGCUAUAUUCUUGUGGCGUAUAUUCUGUAUGCAGCUGCAAACUGGGUUCUUCGAACUAAAUCAUACGAAAUUUCGCCAAAGCAGUUCAAGACAUUCGCUGCUCAAGCUGCUGAACCAAACGGUGAUCCGCGCGCUGCUGUCAACAAAUUGGUCUCAUCAUUAGCUAAAACCUAUCCAGUCACAAUUCUCAGAAAUGCUGAAUGGCAUCCAGUCCAGUUGGGCAAUCACGAUGUUCAGUUGUACCCGUUAUAUCUGACUUUUACCGAAUUCGCAGUGGUAAUUGCUUCUCCAGCAGGUUCGACUGGUAGAAUUGGAUUCCAAUGGAGCAACACAAGCUGCACCGUGCUCACCGGCUCCGUGACUCGUUUUAGAGACGCCGCGGUUCUCGAAAAUUCCGAAACCACCAAACCGAAAGGAAAUUUCCGACAUGGACAAUUUGAAUCUUUCGUUUAUUCGCUCGAGCCAACUACUACGAUUGCAUGCUACGGACGCGGCAUCGUUCCAGUUUCCGGACUUUGGAUCACAACUUCUUCAAUUGCUCGAGGAGAGCCGAUCUCUUUAGCCAAACUCUCAUCCACUUAUAUUCAAUCCAUCUACCACCAAUGGUCGAUGUACCUUUUCCAGAUUUUCAACCACUACAAGGCGAGAGCCACUGGAAAACCCGAACUCUAA
This is a messenger RNA of Caenorhabditis bovis, 699 nucleotides long. NCBI's taxonomy places the organism in Eukaryota, Metazoa, Nematoda, Chromadorea, Rhabditida, Rhabditidae. The record is from the annotation of a GenBank genome assembly.